AUGUCAACUCCGGCUAGGAAGAGACUGAUGAGAGAUUUCAAGAGGCUGCAACUAGAUCCACCUGCAGGAAUCAGUGGUGCUCCUCAGGAUAACAACAUCAUGCUGUGGAAUGCUGUUAUAUUUGGUCCUGAUGAUACUCCAUGGGAUGGAGGCACGUUUAAGUUGACCCUUCAAUUUUCUGAGGAUUAUCCAAACAAGCCACCCACUGUACGGUUUGUCUCCCGAAUGUUUCAUCCAAACAUUUAUGCUGAUGGAAGUAUUUGCCUGGAUAUAUUGCAAAAUCAGUGGAGUCCUAUAUAUGAUGUAGCUGCAAUUCUCACUUCUAUCCAGUCAUUGCUUUGUGAUCCCAAUCCAAAUUCUCCUGCAAACUCUGAAGCAGCACGGAUGUAUAGCGAGAACAAGCGCGAGUACAAUAGAAGAGUUCGGGAGACUGUGGAGCAGAGUUGGACAGCCGACUAA
Molecule: messenger RNA, 459 nt
Organism: Vicia faba (fava bean)
Lineage: Eukaryota; Viridiplantae; Streptophyta; Magnoliopsida; Fabales; Fabaceae
Source: the annotation of a GenBank genome assembly